AAAAGUAGCUAGGCAUCUCUGUUAUAAACAAAAACUGAAAAAAGAUGGCCAAGAAGGUGAGGGUGACGGAGUCGAUAAUGGUGAAGCCAGCCGGGGAGUCGACGCCUCGGGGCACACUAUGGCUCUCGAACUCGGACCUGAAAUUGCCGUCUUUUCACACGUCCAGUGUCUACUUCUACAGACCCAGUGAUGCAGACAACUUCUUUGACCUGGGUUUGCUCAAGAAAGCACUCGGGAAGACCCUCGUGCCCUGCUACCCAUUGGCAGGCCGCUUCAAGCUCAACGGCGAGAAUGGUCGUAUCGAGGCUGAUUGCAAUGCGGAGGGAGUGCUCUUUGUUGUGGCAGAGAGCAGGCUUCAAGCUCAAUGGCGAGAAUGGUCGUAUCGAGGUUGAUUGCAAUGCGGAGGGAGUGCUCUUUGUUGUGGCAGAGAGCAGCUCCGUCCUGGAUGAUUUUGGCGAUUUUACGCCCACUCCCGAUUUUCUAAAGCUCAUUCCUACCGUUGAUUACUCUGCUGGGAUAUAUCCUCAUAUCCUAUUUUGGUAUUACAGGUAUAUAUUAAAAAAGAAAGCUGUUAUUAACACUUUCAAAAUUUAUGCACUUUAUAUCAAUUGUUUCAGAGAGAAUUUGGAUGCGCUCCCUAGCUAUUAAUGUUAUUUGACUAGAACUUGUUAGUUUUUAGUUUUUUA
Malus domestica (apple) is the source of this 686-nucleotide messenger RNA. RefSeq names its product shikimate O-hydroxycinnamoyltransferase-like. Gene Ontology annotation, molecular function: acyltransferase activity, transferring groups other than amino-acyl groups. The record is from RefSeq and is a predicted model, not a curated record. NCBI's taxonomy places the organism in Eukaryota, Viridiplantae, Streptophyta, Magnoliopsida, Rosales, Rosaceae.